AUGACAGAAGCAAACAACCUGAGAGACGCCCGGAGAAGAAGAAGAAUCCUCCAACAAGGAUCUGACCGUCUUGCCUUCAUCCAGGGUCGGAUCCAAACCCUCCCUCCUCCCGAUCUGCCUCACGCCAACGACGAGGAGCAGGAGUAUCCGAAUUCUGUUUUGCAGAAUCACGUUGAUGCCGAAAUUUUGCCUGAAAAACAACACAGUGAAAGUGAGAUUUUAAGUUUCCCCAAUUCUGAAAUUGAACCUGAACAUGUACAAGAAUCACAACCUCUAUUUCAACCUCAACCACCAACAACACAUCAAGAUUCAUCUGAUGAAAUUUCCCAGCUCGAAGAACCUAGAAGUUUCGAUUUCAUAAGCCCUAGGGAUGUGACGAAUGUCGUUGAUGCCUCGAGGUUUACGCGUCUUUGUUGUUCGAUUAUAGUUGCCUUAUUGGUUGUUGCCUCUUGUCUAGGAUUCUCUUUGAUUAAGACUAUUAUAAGCUUUAGACCACUUUACUUGGUUCUCCUCACAAAUUCGUCUUUUGUUGUUGCAAAAAUUAUUUCUGGGAAACAAAGAGGCUCUGAUGAAAGGUUGAGGAGGAGACGGAACAGCGCCAGUGCCAGCGCCAGCGCCAGCGCUGAUUCUUCUGAUCAAUAUGCACAGCUUGCAAAAACAUUGGAAAUUGGAAUGGUGCUGAAGACUGUGGCUGAUGCUGUCUUCAUGGAUUGUGCUGUCUAUGCUAUUAUGCUCAUAUGCAGCCUUUCCCUUGUGCAUCACUGA
This is a messenger RNA of Vicia faba (fava bean), 765 nucleotides long. NCBI's taxonomy places the organism in Eukaryota, Viridiplantae, Streptophyta, Magnoliopsida, Fabales, Fabaceae. The record is from the annotation of a GenBank genome assembly.